AUGGCUUCUUCGGCCGAUCAGUCCCAAGAGGACAAAAUCAAAGAUCUUUUAGAAGAUCUCGAUACCUACAGAUACAUCUACGAUGAUCUCCUCGCGACACGGGGUGCCUGUGCAGAAGCAGAUGAGCUUCGCGAUACCAUCAGAAAAAUGGAAGUCCAGGUUGCCGCGCUCCUAGGUGAUCCUGUUCCUGCCCCUCAAGCCGCCCUGACACCAACACUUCAAGCGCCGUCGCCCACUCCACUAGUCCGGACACCUGUGGCUGCGCCUCCACGCAUGGGGUCGAGUACUUUCACUGGGAUCCCCGGAGAUUCAUUUGCGUCCCCUCACUGGCCUUCUGCUGCGCCCUCUCCUUUCGCGUCCGGGUCCCGCCAUUCGACCGUGCUGCCGAAUUCACCGAUAACGCAACCUUCUCCAGAAAAUUCUCGUAAACGCCAGCGUCCACUAUCUCACAUCUCGCCCACGAUACAGGGAUCAUCAAAAAGGCUUGCUUCCUCGCAGCCUGCAUCUCGCAGAUCUCAACUCGAUGCGAUAGAUGCUGAACAAGCAGCCCGCCUUGCCGAGAAUAAGCGUUUGUACAAGCAAUGGAUUGAUGCGGCAGGUGACGAUGCAGAUCAGAUAAAGGAACUCCGAGAAGAGUGCGAUGAGCAGGCGAAGUUGAUUGAAACAGAGUUUCAAAUGGAACGAGACGCGGAAUUGGCUCGCGCGCUCCAAGCCGAUGAGGAUCACAGCCAACUCCCCAUGGAGGGCUUUAAUGAGCAGGAUUCUUGGAAUCUUCCAGAUCGCACUCAACCGGUAAAACUUGAACCUAUUUCAUCAAAAGCCAUUCGUGCCCCUCAAGCAUAUCCCCCGAUAGCCCCAUUCAAUAAACUCACUCCAUUCAAUUCCGACGAUGAGCUCCAAGAAAUCACAGCUGAUUCAUUCAAUUCUCGAUUCGGCAAGCAGCCUGCCCGCCAAUCCGGUUCCUUCAACUAUCCUCACCUGCCAUCUCUCCCUUCAACAUAUUCCAAAUCACCAUACUCCUCACAGGCUCCCCAUCCUUCGCAGAUGCCAUAUCCCUCCCAGUUGACAUACCCCUCUCAAAUGGCCUAUCCAUCUCAGUUGACAUACCCCUCCCAAAUGUCAUACCCUUCUCAAAUGUCAUAUCCUUCCCAAAUGGCAUAUCCCUCCCAAUUGGCGAAUUCCUCACAAGCUUAUCCCUCAUCACCAGCUUCCUCCCGAGUUCUUCCAUGGAAGCGCGAGGCUCCAUACUCUCCACUGCCGGGUGCCUUUGAUAAAUUUGACAAGUUUGACAAGGCGUUUGACCUGGUUCGCAAUCAAAACGAAAUAUUCGAUGAUGAUGCCGACAUAGUGGCCUACAACGAAAAAGAGUUCCCUGAAGAUAUCAAAAACUUGCUUAGCGGUAUCAAAGACAUUCGGGAGGCAACUAGAGCGGACAAUGAGGAGACACCAAGUGCACUUCGAGUCACAUUGAUGAAGCACCAGAAGAUUGGCCUGAAAUGGAUGAAAGCCAAAGAAGAGAGCAAUCACAAAGGAGGAAUUCUUGCAGAUGACAUGGGCCUUGGUAAGACUAUUCAAGCGAUUGCACUAAUGGUUGCUCGUCCAUUCGAAGAUGAAGACCGACGCCCGACUUUGAUUGUCGCGCCCAAGGCACUUAUGGAUCAAUGGAGACUCGAAAUCCAGCGCCAUGUCAAGCCAGGGAGACACCAAUUAUCGGUCUUGAUCUACCAUCAACGGCGCAGGCCCUGGAAGGAGCUCAAAAAGUACGAUGUCAUCAUCACGACGUUCGGUACCAUUACUGCGCAUUACAAAACAUUGCUCCAGGCGGAAAAACUGGCAGAGGAAGGGAGGGAUCCUUCGAUAAUUCAAGACUUGAAAAAUAUGUCUGGUCCUCUCAAUCCUGCCGCCAAGUGGCACCGAGUCAUUAUCGAUGAAGCACAGAACAUCAAGAAUCCAAGCGCAAAAUCCUCAACAGCAUGUUGUCGACUCAAUGCUACCUACCGCUGGUGUCUGACUGGUACGCCCAUGAUGAAUCGUCUCGAAGAUUUCCAGUCCCUAUUAGGAUUCCUCCGGAUUCGGCCUUAUAGUAACCCAGCAAAGUUCAAGGCGGACUUCGUGAAACGCAUCAAAUCUGGCUGGGGAGGGGAGGAUGUUAUGAAGCAACUACGCGUCCUAGUCAAGUCUGUCUGUCUCCGACGUACAAAAUCCUCCAAGAUUGAUGGCGAGCCCAUCUUACAACUCCCACCAAAGGUCACCGAAAAGGUCCAUGUUGUGUUUGAUGAGAGGGAAAGCCAGGUUUAUGAGGAGCUCAAUACGACCACUCAAAUGCAAAUCACCCGAUACCUCGAUUCCGGCACGCUGGGAAGAAACUACAGCCAUGUUCUAGUUCUCCUUCUCCGCCUUCGGCAGGCUUGUUGCCAUCCACUCCUCAUGCAGGAGUUCCGCAAUGAACCUGCCCCGUCUAUCCCAGGGGUAGAUAAGAUCGCUAACGCCAAGCUUCUCAGCGCUGCUGUGGUGCAGCGUAUCUUAUCAAAUGACGGAGAAGAGGAUGGCACCUGUCCCGUCUGCAUGGACAGUGUCAAAAAUGCUACUAUUUACAUUCCAUGUGGACACCAUGUGUGCUCGGAAUGCUGGAUCCGCAUUUCCGACUCUGCUACUACAAACGGAGCCAUCAACCUCGAAGACGAUGGUCCAGCUGUGAUCAAGUGUCAGAAUUGCCGAGGUCCUGUGGACCCUGCGAAGCUCACCGACACCAAUGCGUUCAAGCAGGUUCACGAUCCAAGCUCAAUGCCUGAAUCUGCCGCCGGAGCCGCCGACACCAACGGGGUCAAUGACGACGAAGACUCAGAAGCAACAGCGAGCAGUGAUGAGACUGACUCCGAUAGCUCUACUGAAGGGGGCGAGGGGGCAUCAAAGAAGAAGUCCAAAUCCAAGUCUCUGGCCGAGCUGCGAAAGGCCGCCUUGAGAAACAAGGCCGAGAAGAAGAAAUACCUUCGUCGCCUCGAAAAGGGCUGGUUCCCCAGCACAAAAAUCACCAAGACUCUAGAGAUCCUCCAGGCCAAUGAAGACCGCGGCUUGGAAGAGAAAACUAUCAUUUUCAGCCAGUUCACCUCUCUCUUGGAUCUUCUCGAAGUCCCCCUCGCCCGCCGCAGCUGGAACCACACACGCUUCGACGGCAGCAUGAACUUGAAGGAACGCAACGCCGCCGUGACGGCUUUCACCAACGAUCCCGCCUGCAAGAUCAUGCUCGUCUCCCUCAAGGCUGGUAACUCCGGCCUGAACCUCGUCGCCGCCUCGCAUGUCAUCAUGUUCGAUCCUUUCUGGAACCCAUACAUUGAAGACCAGGCUGUUGAUCGUGCCCAUCGCAUUGGGCAGGUUCGAGAGGUUUUUGUUCACCGUCUGCUUAUUGAGAAUACCGUCGAGGACCGCAUUGUUACUCUUCAGGACCAGAAGCGAGAACUGAUUAGUGGUGCUCUCGAUGAGGGUGGUACUAUGAAUGUCUCCCGACUGGAUGCGAGGGAACUUGCUUAUCUCUUUGGUGUGAGGGACUUGUAA
Messenger RNA from Penicillium concentricum, 3552 nucleotides. RefSeq names its product DEAD/DEAH box helicase. The record is from RefSeq and is a predicted model, not a curated record. NCBI's taxonomy places the organism in Eukaryota, Fungi, Ascomycota, Eurotiomycetes, Eurotiales, Aspergillaceae. Bases 1 to 3552 code for a protein of 1183 amino acids. The transcript is spliced from 4 exons. Gene Ontology annotation, cellular component: cytoplasm. Gene Ontology annotation, molecular function: ATP binding; ATP-dependent chromatin remodeler activity.